UGAGAGCUUUAAAUAAUCUAAUCAAACAACUCUAAGAAAAAUUCUCCUACUUUUUCUCUGUGCUUCAAUCUAUAUCUAUUUAUAAGGGGAAACUUGUUAUGCUCAAAGCUACUUACCUUUCUGUGCUUUAAUAGUAGUUGUCAUACAAUUUUAAACCUUUCACUGAUCAGCAUGCCUAGUGUUCUAAGGGCAAGCUGCUUGUUGCUACCAUUCUUGGUCAUUUUUUCGAUGCUUGUAGUGAGCUCAGAGGCGCGUCUUUCUCUCGUUUUCUCAACUCUUCCAAAUAAAACUGAUAGCCAUCUCUUUUUUCGUAAACUUGUGUUUCAUGUACCCAAAAAUGAGUUUUAUCGGAGAAGGUUUCUUGUUGACGUGAACAGAACUGCACCCGGAGGACCAGAUCCCCAACAUCAUUAGCAACUUAGGAUUUUUUAUUGCCAGAAAUAACACUUGAGUUGCCGAAACUUUUCUCGAAGUUUAGUCGCUAAAUUAUGUAGCAGAUGACAUGCAUGGUUGUGUUCUUACGGCUUAGGAUGCAAAGUUUUGGGAUUUGUUUUGCUAAGUUCUGGCAAAACUCCUUGUUCGUUUGAGCAUUCAAAGAUAUGAUCAUCCCUAGUACUAUUCUUGUUUCGAAAAUCUGAAUUCGCUGUGCCACGACCUUGCUGCCGGUGAUCUGAUCUCACUCCAAGCCUCCAAUUGUCUUUUUGUUUUGUUUUGAUUUUGAUUUUGAUUUUUAACUAUUUACUUAAUGAAUUCUGUUUAUCAGCUAGGAAAAUGUUGUAUUGUUAUAACUAAGUAAUGCGAUCACUUCUUUCUUAA
Molecule: messenger RNA, 816 nt
Organism: Pyrus x bretschneideri (Chinese white pear)
Lineage: Eukaryota; Viridiplantae; Streptophyta; Magnoliopsida; Rosales; Rosaceae
Product: CLAVATA3/ESR (CLE)-related protein 6
Exons: 1
Coding region: 172-414 (80 amino acids)
Source: RefSeq, a predicted model, not a curated record